Rana temporaria (common frog) is the source of this 892-nucleotide messenger RNA. RefSeq names its product caspase-8-like. Gene Ontology annotation, molecular function: protein binding. The transcript is spliced from 5 exons. The coding region runs from base 328 to 870 and encodes 180 amino acids. The record is from RefSeq and is a predicted model, not a curated record. NCBI's taxonomy places the organism in Eukaryota, Metazoa, Chordata, Amphibia, Anura, Ranidae. Gene Ontology annotation, biological process: regulation of apoptotic process.
GAAAAGCCCAGUACAAUAUGUACAUAUCUUAAUCAUUGUAUUGCAUGUGCUUUACAUGCUGAACUGUUUUUUUUUUUUCACCUGAACAUGACUCUCUAUCUGCACUUACAUAAUCCACAGCUCUGCAGCACAUUACACGGAAGUGGGGGGAGGAGAGUUCUUAUUUGGUACACUGCAGAAUGCUCUCCUUACUGUUGAAAUGCAGGAAGUAUAACACAGGUCAGAUGGUCUCAUUUGCAUGCUCUGUGCAAUUAAUGACUUAACAGUCAGAACAACAAAAAGUGGUAAAGAAAAUCAUUUUGAAACUCUCAACUGAAUUUAACCACUAUGGAUAAUCAGAAUUCCCAGUUACUAAGCAUUAUCAAUGACCUGAGCUCUGAUGAAAGUAGAGAUGUGAGUUUCUUGUGCAAAGACUUUGUUCCAAAAGGAGCUUCAGAACUGAAAGACCUUUUCAUGGUACUAAAGAAACAAGGUUACACUGAUCAAGAAAUCACUGAUUUUGUUGCAGAGCUGCUAUACUAUCUGAAGCGAUUCGACCUUCUUAAAAAACAUUUUAAAUGUAGUAAAGAUGAAAUGGAGAAAAAACUAAGCGUUCCAAAAGUGGCAAAAAUUACUCCAUUCAGGUUGCUUCUCUUUGAGCUCGGUGAGCUUGUACCAGACUCAGAACUUAUGAAGAUUAAGAGGGUGUUCAGUGAUGAAAUUUCCAAUGCUAAACUGGACAAGGCAACUGAUAUGAUGGAUGUUUUUACUGAGUUGGAGAAAAAAAGUCUACUGCAUAACCUGGAGUAUUUGAAAAACAAAUCUGAACAUUUUGUUAAAGACUUCAAAACGAAACUAUUGGAAUAUGAGCAAAACAACCCAGGUAUGUGAUAUUUUGACAAAAAAUAAGAUA